Lucilia cuprina (Australian sheep blowfly) is the source of this 1570-nucleotide messenger RNA. RefSeq names its product protein henna. The record is from RefSeq and is a predicted model, not a curated record. Bases 141 to 1496 code for a protein of 451 amino acids. Lineage: Eukaryota; Metazoa; Arthropoda; Insecta; Diptera; Calliphoridae. Gene Ontology annotation, molecular function: iron ion binding; phenylalanine 4-monooxygenase activity. Gene Ontology annotation, biological process: L-tyrosine biosynthetic process; L-phenylalanine catabolic process. The transcript has 6 exons.
GUUUCUUUUAAACCAUUGCAGCACGUCUUAGAUUUGUUACAUAAUUUAAAAGUGAAUAAAAUUAAAUUGGAAAAAUAUAUCAGUUUUUUUUUUGGUGAAAAAUAAAUUACAAAAAAGUGUUAAAAUUUUUUAUAUAAAAAAUGAUGUACCAACGUCAAACCUCCUUUGAUAAGCCCACACGCAUUGAGGGUUCUUCUUAUAUAGCCGAAAGCACUGAGAAACAAGAAGAUCGCAGCACAUGUUUGCUAUUCUCACCAAAAGAUCAGAAUUCUGGUUCAUUAGCGAAUUCCUUGAAAAUCUUUACCAAGCAUAACGUUAAUCUUUUUCACAUUGAAUCACGUUCAUCGUUGCGUGUACCCGGCUAUGAAUUCUUUGUAGAAUGUGAUACCAAAUCGGGUGAAUUGGGUAAAGCCAUUGAUGAGUUGCGUGAAAUUUGCUCUUAUUUCAAUGUCAUUUCACGUGAUUACAAGGACAAUGUAUCGGCUGUGCCAUGGUUCCCCAGAAGAAUACGUGAUUUGGAUCGUUUUGCUAAUCAAAUUUUAAGUUAUGGCGCCGAAUUGGAUUCAGAUCAUCCUGGCUUUACCGAUCCUACUUAUAGAGCUAGAAGAAAAUAUUUUGCUGAUAUUGCUUACAAUUACAAACAUGGCCAACCUUUGCCUCAUGUGGAAUAUACUAAAGAAGAAACCGAAACUUGGGGUAUUAUGUUUAGACAUUUAACUAAAUUGUAUAAAACUCAUGCCUGCAAAGAGUACAAUCAUGUUUUCCCCUUGUUGGUAGACAAUUGUGGUUUCCGUGAGGAUAAUAUUCCUCAAUUGGAAGAUGUUUCCAAUUUCUUGAAAGAUUGUACCGGUUUCACAUUGCGUCCCGUGGCUGGUCUUUUGUCAUCUCGUGACUUUUUAGCUGGUUUAGCCUUCCGUGUUUUCCAUUCCACACAAUAUAUUAGACAUCCCAGUAAGCCCAUGUACACUCCAGAACCCGAUGUCUGCCAUGAAUUAAUGGGUCAUGUACCACUAUUUGCUGAUCCCGAUUUUGCACAAUUCUGUCAAGAAAUCGGUCUAGCUUCAUUGGGUGCUCCUGAUGAUUUUAUUGAAAAAUUAGCUACUAUCUUUUGGUUUACCGUUGAAUUUGGUUUGUGUCGCCAAGAAGGUGAAUUAAAAGCAUAUGGUGCUGGUCUUCUUUCCUCUUUCGGUGAGCUACAAUAUUGUUUAAGUGAUAAACCUCAACACAAAGAUUUUGAUCCUGAAGUUACGGGUGUAACUAAAUAUCCAAUUACACAAUUCCAAGAAGUCUACUAUGUGGCAGAUAGUUUUGAAAGUGCCAAAGAAAAGACUAUUAAAUUUGCCAACUCUAUUCCCCGUCCCUUUGGCGUACGCUAUAACGCCUACACCCAGAGCAUUGAAGUUUUAGAUUCGAAACAUCAAAUUGCUAAUUUAAUGGAAAACAUCAAUUCUGAAUUCCAAAUUUUGCAAAAUGCUGUGCAAAAAUUAAAAAUCUAAUCUAGAAUUAAGCGUUAAUACAUAUAUAUUAAUUACUUACGCAUUUAUACACAUAUAUUUUUUAGUUUAGAAAU